AUAGACCCAGGGACCGGAAAGGUGUUUGCAACUUGUCCAACCAACAAGGCUCUCGAUGUUGAUGCAUAUGUUAAAACGUCGCACGAGGCCUUUUCCAAGUAUCGCCACGUCAAUCCCCGCGUCCGAGCCAAGAUACUUUUGAAAUGGCACGACUUAAUUGGUGAGGCUCGUGAAGACAUUGCCAAGCUCGUUACCUACGAAACGGGUAAGCCACUCGCAGAGGCCCGUGGCGAAGUUGACUAUGCCCUUGGCUUUGCUUGGUGGUUUGCAGGGGAAGCAGAGAGGAUCCGAGGAUCUAUCGCUAUCCCCUCCAUCUCGGAGCGACGUACCUUUGUCGUCAAGCAGCCCAUCGGCGUGGCCGUCGCACUUGUCCCCUGGAACUUUCCAGUUGCCAUGAUCAUUCGGAAAGUCGCCGCCGCUCUCGCAGCGGGCUGUAGCAUGAUCGUGAAACCGUCACCAGAAACGCCCCUUAGCACCUUGGCGCUUGCCGACCUUGCCCUCCGCGCUGGCGUUCCGCCUGGUGUUCUCAACGUCAUCACAACGGAUAACGACAAUACGCCAGAUGUAAGCGAGAGUCUCUGCAAACACCCGCUCGUCCGCAAGGUGACCUUUACCGGCAGUACGGCGGUUGGCAAGCUUAUUGCGAGACACUGUACCGACGGCCUUAAGAAGGUCACACUUGAGCUAGGUGGCAAUUGCCCGUUCAUCGUUUUUGACGAUGGGGACCUUGAACAGGCUGUGUCGGCCUUGAUGAUCCUAAAGUGGCGUACCGCUGGACAAGCUUGCACUCAUGCCAAUCGGGUCUAUGUUCAAAGUGGCGUCUACGACAAGUUCGCAAGCAUGAUCCUCGAAGCGACACAAAAGCUUCGUGUCGGUCACGGCGCCGAGUCGACUACCACAAUGGGGGCUCUUACCACUCCCCGCGGCAUUCAGAAGUUGGAAAACCACAUUGCCGACGCUGUUUCCAAGGGAGGCAAGAUUCUCUGUGGCGGGAAAAGACCAGACCAUGAUGGUUAUUUCUUCGAGCCCACCAUCAUCUCUGGCAUGACCUCGUCCAUGUUGACGACGAAUGAAGAGAUCUUUGGCCCGCUUCUUGGCUUAUACAAGUUCAACACAGAAGAGGAGAUUGUCAAGGCUGCGAACGACACCUCCAUGGGUCUUGCGUCCUACUUCUUCACGAGCGACACGAGCAGAACCUGGAGGCUGCUCGAGAGCCUCGAGGCAGGCAUGAUUGGGAUGAACACGGGUAACUCUUCGGGAGCAGAGUCUCCUUUUGGGGGCAUCAAGGAAUCGGGGUAUGGCAAAGAGGCUGGAAAGGACGUUGCCAUCGAGGAGUACCUCAUUGCCAAGACUGGUACUUUGACAGUUGGGUCAAUGGCCAAAUUGUAG
Molecule: messenger RNA, 1389 nt
Organism: Fusarium vanettenii 77-13-4
Lineage: Eukaryota; Fungi; Ascomycota; Sordariomycetes; Hypocreales; Nectriaceae
Exons: 1
Molecular function (GO): succinate-semialdehyde dehydrogenase (NAD+) activity
Source: RefSeq, a predicted model, not a curated record